Messenger RNA from Aphanomyces astaci, 1494 nucleotides. RefSeq lists its product as hypothetical. The record is from RefSeq and is a predicted model, not a curated record. The transcript is spliced from 6 exons. Bases 1 to 1494 code for a protein of 497 amino acids. Lineage: Eukaryota; Oomycota; Saprolegniomycetes; Saprolegniales; Verrucalvaceae.
AUGGAGGAGAUGAGUCAAGUCUACCAUGACUAUGCUCAGCAAGUCGCUUAUGAUUCGCCGACACCCAUCGUGGAUCGUUUCCACUUGCAGGGUGGCAACGCUGCCCUCGCCACCAUGAUAAAUCUGACUCAACCCGAAUUCGAAACGAUCUGGGCGAUCGUUGAGUCCGUCGUGGUCCCUGCUUGGACACUGGGGCGAGGACGCAAAUCACCGGUGUCGUCCAAGGAUGCGUUCUUCAUGACGCUGGUUGUCCUCAAGCACUACAACGCAUGGUACAAACAUGCUUUGGAUUUUCGAAUGAAAGCACCAACAUUCGAGAAGAUGGUUCACCGCGUCCUGGAAGUGGAUCGUUGGCCUACCACAUGGAGUGUCUUGGUCGAUAUGGGACACCAAGGAAUCCAGCAUGAGUUUCGAUCCGUCCAGCCGAAGCGACGACCGCAAGGUGGGUUUCGUACCCCGCGUGAACUCGAGCGCAACAGCAGGGUGUCCUCUGAUCGUGUCCUGGAGGAGAAUUACUUUGGACAGUGCAGUCUCUGGAGAAUUAUGUCCACCACCUACGAGUCCAAGUUGAUCGAGUAUCGCGUGUUUUGCUGUGCUUUGACCAAUGCGCACGUGUCGUGGAUACCCCUGCGUGGGGCGGAUGGAAGCGGUGUCGAAAUCAAGUCCAAUAUCGAGCUCGACGCGCGAGACGACUUGACGCAGUUUCGCCUCAAAUCGACCGGCGCUGGCUCACAUGUUCCAAUCUUCUAUCACAUUGGGGACUCGAAAGAGCUCGCAACAUCCACGCAACACAAAUACCAAAUGUCUGGAACACGUCAGCAAGUCCUUCGACCCCAGCCCACGCGUGAGUCUUGGACCACGAACGAAAUCGUGGACGUUUUCCUUGGUCCCCCGAUCGUGCAGAAGACUAUGCCUCAGUCAACCUACGGCGGCCUCCACGCGCACCUCAUCCCAUCAGCGUUCGUGAACACCAAGAGUGAAGUCGUCUUCAAGACUCUCGAUUGGACUAUCAGCGACGAUCUGCCUUUCAGCUGGUUUGAAAAGGAGCGCACCCAUGAGUACGCCUCCUUCAAGGGACUAUCGCACAAUCAAGUCAAGCACUACAUGCAUCUGCUGCGCGCCUCAGUCGUCGAAGACAUCAUGAAGGAACUGCCGGACAAGUUCGGAGUGGCGGGCGAUGGAAAAGAGGUCCUGCUCUCGAUGAUUUAUCUCAUCAAAGACACGAGCCUCGCCGAUGUCCAAGGGUGCAUCGCAUCGGUUCAACAAGACCUCAUGGAAGGCGAGUUUGCUGACCUGCUGGCGAAAGUCCAAAAGGUCAUGUUGUCAUGCAAGGCACUCAACAAUGCGGCGGAGUUAAAGAAGCUGACAUCGUUGAAGUCGAGGCUCCUCCAAGCCACACGUUGGUCGUCUGCGUUCGAGAUGUUAGUCCGCUUCCAGAAGCUGCUGCCUACGCUCGAACGGAUGCCCAAGCGCGUGAAACUGAAGAUGCUGUAA